UUAAAAUCCAUGUGGUGAAGGGAGCCGGAGCCGGCAGCGCCCGGGCUGCGGCACUGCCCUGGCACUGCCGUGACAGUACCGUGACACUGCUGUGACACCGCCCCGGCUCUGUCCCGGCUCUGUCCCGGCUCUGUCCCGGCUCUAUCCCGGCUCUAUCCCGGCUCUGUCCCGGCUCUGUCCCGGCUCUAUCCCGGCUCUAUCCCGGCUCUAUCCCGGCUCUGUCCCGGCUCUGUCCCGGCUCUAUCCCGGCUCUGCCCCGGCUCUAUCCCGGCUCUGCCCCGGCUCUGCCCCGGCUCUAUCCCGGCUCUAUCCCGGCUCCGUCCCGGCUCUGUCCCGGCUCUAUCCCGGCUCUAUCCCGGCUCUGUCCCGGCUCUGCCCCGGCUCUGCCCCGGCUCUAUCCCGGCUCUGUCCCGGCUCUGUCCCGGCUCUAUCCCGGCUCCGCCCCGGCUCUGUCCCGGCUCUGUCCCGGCUCUGUCCCGGCUCUAUCCCGGCUCUGUCCCGGCUCUGUCCCGGCUCUGUCCCGGCUCUAUCCCGGCUCUAUCCCGGCUCUGUCCCGGCUCUGUCCCGGCUCUAUCCCGGCUCUGUCCCGGCUCUGUCCCGGCUCUGUCCCGGCUCUAUCCCGGCUCUAUCCCGGCUCUGUCCCGGCUCUGUCCCGGCUCUAUCCCGGCUCUGUCCCGGCUCUGUCCCGGCUCUGUCCCGGCUCUGCCCCGGCUCUAUCCCGGCUCUGCCCCGGCUCUAUCCCGGCUCUAUCCCGGCUCUAUCCCGGCUCCGUCCCGGCUCUAUCCCGGCUCUUUCCCGGCUCUAUCCCGGCUCUGUCCCGGCACGCAGUAAGUGCUCUCUCCUGCCUUUCCCCCGUCCCUUCCCAGCCUGUUUUGUUCCUUUGGCUGCCGCCGCAGCCUUUCUGCGCAUCCCGCGGGCACGGAACUUGAAAGUCUUUUUGUCGAGUUCAAAGAGUCAGAUGUUUCACAAAGUUAAUCAUCAGCAAAAUACAAAUCAAUAAAGAAUGUAUUUGCUUUAGAGAACUCUGUCUUCCAGCUCCUAUCGGGGGAGCUUGUGAAGGCUUGCAGAUUAACAGGAGAAGGAAAACCAUGGACAGACCAAUGGCUGCUGGCCAGCUCAAAGAAAAAUCGCAGUUCCAGGACAGCGAGGGCAGUGCAGUCCCUGCCAGGACUGUGUGCCAGAACUGUUCCAAGCUGAAGAUAUUUCUUGGAGCUCUAGCUUUUUCCUUUUUUGCCAAAGGAUUUUCUGGAAGCUACAUGAAGAGCAUGUCCAGCCAAAUUGAGAGGAGGUUUGAAAUCUCAUCGUCGAUUGUUGGCAUUAUUGAUGGCAGCUUUGAGAUAGGUAACUUAAUGGUGAUGGUGUUGGUGAGCUACCUUGGACCCAGGGUUCACAGGCCAAAAGUCAUUGCUGCUGGGUGUCUCAUCAUGUCUGCAGGAGCUUUUUUGUCAGUGAUGCCUCAGUUCUUGAUGGGACGCUACAAUUAUGACAGGAUAACUGUCAGUGUGGACAACUCCUCCACGAGUGUGUCAGCGUGCUCCCCAGCGUGGGCUGAGGGCCCUGCAGCCACGGAUGCUACAGGAACCCCCAGCACGGGGAUAAAUGCUGGAUGUGAGAAAACAACAAAUUCCUAUCUGUGGCUCUUUGUGUUGGUGGGGAACCUUCUACGUGGAAUUGGGGAGGCACCAAUUAUGCCCCUGGGAGUUUCAUAUAUUGAUGAUUUUUCUAAAGAAGAAAAUUCAGCAUUUUACAUAGGCCUGGUGAGAUCCUCGGGCAUGUUUGGGCCCACGCUGGGCUUCCUGCUGGGCUCGUUCUGCGCCAGCCUCUGGGUGGACGUGGGCGCCAUGGACGUGGAUGCCAUCAGCAUAAAUCCUAAGGAUUCCCGUUGGGUUGGUGCCUGGUGGCUUGGAUUGCUUAUCUGUGGAGCAGUCAACUUCAUUGCUUCAUUGCCUUUCUGGUUUUUGCCUUAUUCCUUACCAAAAGAAGGAGAGAAUGAAAACUUGAAGAUGAGUCACUUGUCUGUUCAAGAUCAGCAUAAAAUAGACCCCCCAGCUCAACCACAGUUGAAGUUCUCAGAGGCAGUAAAAGAUUUCUUGCCAGCAGUCAGGAAGCUGUUUGGAAAUCCAAUUUUUGUGGUGUUCAUCUUCCUCACUAUUCUGCAGUACAAUUCCCUUGUUGGGAUAAUAACCUAUGAGCCAAAGUUUAUGGAGCAGCAAUUUAAUAUAUCAGUGGCAAAAGCCAUCUUUCUAAUUGGCGUGGUGCUUCUACCUGUCACAAUCCUGGGGAUGUUCCUGGGAGGUUUCCUGAUCAAGAAAUUCAAGCUGCACAUAAGUGAGAUGGCCAAGUUUGCAUGCAGCUCCUUCCUGGUGGCGUACCUGCUGAACCUCCUGUACUUCACCUGCGGCUGCGAGGGGCUGCGGGUGGCCGGGCUGACCGCGCCCUACGCUGGAAUAAAGGAUGUUUCCUCCAGCAAGCACGUCUAUGUGGCCAGCUGCAAUGCUGGGUGCAGCUGCAAGGUGGACCAGUGGGACCCUGUCUGUGGGGAUAAUGGGAUCACAUACAUGACAGCCUGCUUUGCAGGGUGCAAAUCAUCAUCUGGGACAGGAAGGAAUAUGGUGUUUCACAAUUGCAGCUGUGUGGAAGGACAAGGGCUCGGGCUUGGCAAUUCCUCUGCAGUUCUGGGACAAUGCCAAAGAGAAAGCUGUACCAAAGCCUUUCCCUAUUUUUUAGCAUUACAGACUGCAUGUGCAUUUUUUUUAGCCUUAGGAGGCACUCCUACAUACAUGAUUAUGUUUAGAUCGGUUUCUCCAGACCUGAAAUCCUUUGCUGUUGGGAUAGAAACUUUGGGUGGUAGAGUACUAGGAGGACUCCCAGCCCCUAUUUAUUUUGGUGCCUUGAUAGACAAGACCUGCUUGAAAUGGGGGACAAAAAGCUGUGGGGGACCUGGAUCCUGCCGAGUCUAUGACACAAAGGAGUUCAGGAAUGUCUAUCUUGGCCUCAUUGCAGGACUGAGGGCAGGAUGCUGUCUCUUGUACUUAGUGCUCUCUGUGUUGGUUAUGAAACGCUUCAAACCAGAUGGCAAAGAGAUGACAGAUAUCAAAAAUGCAGAGAGAUCAGCCAGCAAAGAACUGGAUACAGCCAACAAAAGAGAAAUUCUUCCUGGUUCAAGAACCUCAGAGGAGAGUGAAGAAACUUAUAUGUAAAAAAGAAACAAAGCCUUUUGUAGCUUUGCCUAUGCUUCAGUUUUUCUGAGUGUGCAAGGAGUCUAAUUACUGACUGUAACAGCUAGUUUACAUUUUGGGAGUUCAAAAAGUGUCUUUGAGCACUGGCUUUUUAUUUGCUUUACCCUAUCUUCUUCCUUUUCUCAUCUGAAACAAGAAUAAGGGGAAAAGGUGUUCAAAAUUUUGGGGACCUCUCCCAUCCCCUUACUCUCAGUCCCUUUCUAGACCAACAGUAGGACAAGCCAAAAUUUUGCAAGUGUCAUAAAUGUGAUUAUGAUUCAAAAAUUAAGAAAUCCAGAACAAGCUGCUUUGCCAUUUUCCACUGAGGUUAUUUCAAGUCCUCUUGCUCUGUAUUUAGUCCUACAGCUCUCCAUGGCCAAUGAAGUUUCACUUGGGCUGCUCUGGUGUGAAAGGUAGGGGGGUUUUCCAUGAGCUUUGCCUUGUUCCCAUGUGCCAUGGCCAGGUGGGACCCCCAGGGCUGUCAGGGAGCACCUUCUGAAUUCAAACCCCACUACAACUCUGGGGUUUGGCUUCAAAGUGUUAAACAAAGUGGAAAGCAAAUGAAGAAGGAAGUGUAUUAAUUUUGCAGCACAUCUCAGAAAUGGGUUUGAGAAAGAUUACUCUGAGCUGAUGCAAUAAAGUGAUAGGUGCUUAAGUUUCUUUGA
Oenanthe melanoleuca is the source of this 3883-nucleotide messenger RNA. RefSeq names its product solute carrier organic anion transporter family member 1C1-like. The record is from RefSeq and is a predicted model, not a curated record. Bases 1089 to 3200 code for a protein of 703 amino acids. Gene Ontology annotation, biological process: sodium-independent organic anion transport; transmembrane transport; bile acid and bile salt transport. NCBI's taxonomy places the organism in Eukaryota, Metazoa, Chordata, Aves, Passeriformes, Muscicapidae. Gene Ontology annotation, cellular component: membrane. Gene Ontology annotation, molecular function: bile acid transmembrane transporter activity; protein binding. The transcript has 17 exons.